This is a messenger RNA of Rotaria sordida, 830 nucleotides long. NCBI's taxonomy places the organism in Eukaryota, Metazoa, Rotifera, Eurotatoria, Philodinida, Philodinidae. The record is from the annotation of a GenBank genome assembly.
GUUAGGAUAUCCUUCUACUUCCAUAUCUACUUUUCGACAUUUUUCCAACACACCUAUUCUUUCUCUUAUGCUAUUCGUCACCUUCAUGAACAUUUUCUUUAGUGAAUUUAAAACCAAAUCAAACAAAUAAACCAAGUGCAACAGAUAAUUAUUUUAGUUUAUUAUCAAAUGAACAUGAACAUAAAAUAAAAAUGCGUGAAAUGUAUUCACGUGUUGCACAAGAUAUGGGAAUGUUUCAUUAUCCACUUCAUAUUGCUAUUAAACAAGAUUUUAUUCAAUUAGUUAAACUUAUUCUUAAUUAUAAACAAUUAUUUAAUAUGAAAAUAGAAGAAACUUGUACAAAACGAACAGCAUUACAUAUUGUUGCUGGAAAAUGUCAAGUUGAAGAAAAUCAAUUAGAUUUAAAUGGUCAUACACCAUUAGAUAUUGUUUGGAAAUUACUUAAUAAUUUAGAUUAUGAAUUUGAAUAUAGAGAAGAGACUUUAAAAUUAAUGUUAAGUCAUAAAUAUAAAUUUUCAUCACUUAAAUCAUUAACAGAAUUUUAUACAAAUUCAAAUCGAAAUUAUCAAGAUACAGUUAUGGAAGAUGAUGAAUUUGAUAGACAUUAUACUGGUAGUAUUCUUAGAAAUUUAAUUCAUGUUAUGUAUGACAAUGAACAAUUAACAUUAACAAAUCAUGAACUUAUUGUUGAAUUAUUUACGGAAGAUUUAGGAAGUUAUUUUGAUAAAGCAACAGAUGAAAUUGAUAUAAUAACAACCAUACUUUCAACACCAUUAAAAUUAAAACAAGGUGGUCGAAAUCGAAUACUUAAACGUCUUUGUUCUUCUUAA